Messenger RNA from Nomascus leucogenys (northern white-cheeked gibbon), 810 nucleotides. Its product is annotated as leucine-rich repeat-containing protein 37B-like. NCBI's taxonomy places the organism in Eukaryota, Metazoa, Chordata, Mammalia, Primates, Hylobatidae. The record is from RefSeq and is a predicted model, not a curated record. The coding region runs from base 1 to 810 and encodes 269 amino acids. The transcript has 6 exons.
AUGCUUACCCUUCGGUUGGGCACCUGUGUCCUCCUUCCCAUUGGCCUUCUGGUUCGUACCCAACUGUCCAGUCCACAGGCCUCCGUAACGCCUUUUUGCCCAGCCCUGUGGAUCUUACCUAGCCAUGUGGCCUGCUGCCUCUGCCAAUUUAAAAAUAGCAUUGAGGCUGUCUGCGAGACAGUCAAGCUGCAUUGCAACAUUGAAUGUCUGAUUAACACCGUACAUUGUCCUGAAGAAGCAUCUGUAGGGAAUCCAGAAGGAGCGUUCAUGAAGGUGUUACAAGCCCGGAAGCAGCACACAAGCACUGAGCUGACUAUUGAGUCGGAGGCGCCCUCAGACAGCAGCGGCAUCAAGUUGUCAGGCUUUGGGGGUGACCAGUUUGAAAUUCAGCUAACCCAGCAGCUACGGUCCCUCAUCCCCAACGAGGAUGUGAGAAGGUUCAUGUCUCAUGUUAUCCGGACCCUGAAAAUGGAAUGUUCAGAAACGUAUGUGCAAAUGACCUGUGCCAAGCUCAUGUUGCGAACAGGCCUCCUGAUGAAGCUUCUCAGCAAGCAGCAGGAAGCAAAGGCAUCCAAGGCAGAAUGGGAUACGGACCAAUGGAAAACUGAUAACUAUAUUGAGAGUGGACAGAAAGAGCAGAAGUCGUCUGAGCUCAUGAAAGAAGUUCCACGAUAUGGCUAUAACAACGAAGUCAUCUUGGCAAUAUCUGUGACUGUAAUACUAACAAUUUGGAUUAUAAUGAUUUGUCUGAUUGAGAUUCUUGCCCACAAAAGGGCAUCAAAGAAACAUGAAGAAGACUCAUCAGUGUGA